Myxocyprinus asiaticus (Chinese sucker) is the source of this 2306-nucleotide messenger RNA. Its product is annotated as THAP domain-containing protein 11-like. Gene Ontology annotation, cellular component: nucleoplasm. The transcript has a single exon. The record is from RefSeq and is a predicted model, not a curated record. The coding region runs from base 914 to 1630 and encodes 238 amino acids. Gene Ontology annotation, biological process: regulation of transcription by RNA polymerase II. Gene Ontology annotation, molecular function: RNA polymerase II cis-regulatory region sequence-specific DNA binding. NCBI's taxonomy places the organism in Eukaryota, Metazoa, Chordata, Actinopteri, Cypriniformes, Catostomidae.
UCCUGUUUAAAGUUAUAGUCAAUUUUACAACUUCUUUGCCAUGACGAAAUAAUGUAAACAAAUCCUAAAAUUACUGAAAUCACAAUUUAAACAACUUAACAGAAUAAUGAAUGCAAGUGCUUUUUUUAUUAUUAUAAACUUCACAUUUCAGCCUUUAAACCCUCCGAAAUUGGUCCCAUUCACUUCCAUUGUAAGUGCCUCACUGUUACCUCGAUGUUUUUUUUAUUAUUUUUUUUUUUUUUUAAGAAAAAGAGGGACGAUUCAAGAUAUUUAUUUAUAACUUUUUUUUUUAGGUAAUCAACAUUAAUGCCACAAAUGCUGUUGAUUGACUUUAACUUGUAUUGAACCCGGAAUAUUCCUUUAAUCUGUCUAUUAAUGUGUGCAAGAAUAUUCAAAUGUUUAUUCAUAUGUUAACAUGAAUGUAAAAACAGCUAGGCAUUAUAUGGGGGCUAAAGUAUUAUGUACUGUACACUCCAAGUAGGGUAUGGUCCGGCUAGCACACUUAAGGUGAGAAGGAUUCCCUUGCUGUGCAUAAAUGAUUACAUAUGUGAUGAGAUUAAUAUUAAGGCCAUCUCUAAUCUACAUCACCAUAAUUAAAAGAAAAUAUAAAGCAAAAUUAAUACGUAUCUGUCAAUUGUAUGUUUGCAGGGUUUAUAAAAAAAAAAAAAAAAAAAAUUGCGCACAGUCUGUUUUAUAUUGAAGUAGGCCAAUCAUGAAAUGCGUAUUUGUGCGCAGACACGAGUCUAUCAACUUGCAUUUGAAAACAAAACAGGAAGUCUUAAGUAUUGUGGGACGUGUAGUUCCGCUUGUAGGCCGCUGGUCUGGAUAACAGCAGACGAAGGAACCAAACACAACACAAAUUAGGGAAACCUCUUAAGGAUUGCGGUAAUACCGGUGGGUCUUCUACACAAUCAUGCCAGGCUUUACUUGUUGCGUGCCUGGAUGCUACAACAACACACACCGGGACCGCGAGCUGCGAUUCUACACCUUUCCCAAGGACCCUUCUCAGCGCGGGAUAUGGCUGAAUAACAUUUCACGGGCCGGAGUGAGCGGCUGCUUCAGCACUUUCCAGCCCACCAUCGGGCACCGCGUAUGCAGCGUACACUUCCCCGGGGGCAGGAAAACCUACACCAUCCGCGUCCCGACCCUUUUCCCUCUGCGUGGAGUGAACGAGAGGAAGAGUAGACGGAGCAGAACCAGGAAAGUGUCCGCGGUUGUGCCCAUCAUUACCAGCGAGGCUGCACCAGUGGAAGAUGAGGGGUACACCGAAAACACGACCUUGUUGCAGAUAGGCCAAAAUGGCGAGUACUUGGCACCCGUGGAUCUCACAGACUCCUGCCUCACGGCGGUGGUGUCUGGUGAGGGUGGAGAUCUGCCCGCGGGCAGCGCGAUCCCCGUGGCCGAUCUCGCGCUGUGUGGAGCGGAACACUCGUACUCGCUUACCACCGGCACGACGUCAGGAGAACUGCUGCGCAAACUGAACGAGCAGCGGGAUAUAAUUGCGCUGAUGGAGAUCAAAAUGAAUGAGAUGAAGAACACCAUCCAACAGCUGCGCGUCUCCGAAGCGCGUCUGCAGGAGGAGCUGCGGGAAAGGGACCGUCUGAUCUCCACCGGAGCCGUCAUUAGUUAGAAAAUCUGAUGGAAAACGAUGGACUAAAAACGCAUAGGACAGUAUGUGUGGAAGAUCACCGCAGCAAGGCGACAGCAUUUGAGUUUCUUCGUAGUUCUCAUUUAACUCCUCUCGUCUUUCUCCAGGACAAAGAGAUGGCUAGAUGUGUUUGUAUCAGUAUUUUAGGGCGCGGGCUGUCCGGUACAGCGCAACACGGGACUGAGAAGUCGUCAGCGGACUGGUCCUUCUUAUUUUAUAUGUCACGAUAUACAUUUGUGUUGAUUUCUGAGAUGAAGGGGCUCUCCGCUGCAGCAGUUUUGCCCAAGAUCUGCCCACUGCCACAUGUCAAACUGUUACACGCACACAGAGACUUCAUACAAGUGUGUGAACAAUCGCGUAUCAUUUGUUUUUUCUAACAUUGUUUUUAAUAUCCGAGCGUUAAGAUGAGAGCUUCAGGUCCAAGUGAACUGAUUGCUUACACGCAGGUGACUGCAGAUAGUAAAGAUGAAUGAAGUAAACCGCUUUUGAAUAUUAUUACGAAAAAGAAAAAAAAAGAGCCUCACAACAUAAUGUCAUGACAUUUAUAACCUUUAGACAAACAAUUCAUGCAUUCAGUUCUGAGUCUCUGCUUUGGAAGAUUAUCACACCAGUCAUUUAUAGGUCAUAAAGGAUAAUAAUAAACAAAUAAUCUCAGUAA